AUGGAGCCAUUCGGCUCAGAUCCAUACACUGGCGAACCGGUUUUCAGCAUCUUACUACAUCCACCCGCAGAUGUCCCUGCUCCUUGGUGUCUGGCCAAAGCCCGUUUGGUUACCUUCGGAGCGAUACUCUCCGAGGUCCAUCUGCCCGCCAAGUCAAGCUCCCCAGGCGAUACAACGGCACCGGUACUCCACGACGUGGUACUCGGCUACAAUCGACUAAUCGGAGGUUACGACGAGAAUCCGGGCUAUUUGGGUGCGACUAUCGGACGUGUAGCAGGCCGAAUCGGUGGGGCACAGUUCCGUCUGCCGUCCGAGGCACCGACAGCCGACAAAGUGAUAAAGGUGACUAAAAACCAUGGACAAGAUUGUCUACAUGGAGGCAAGUGA
Molecule: messenger RNA, 387 nt
Organism: Protopolystoma xenopodis
Lineage: Eukaryota; Metazoa; Platyhelminthes; Monogenea; Polystomatidea; Polystomatidae
Source: the annotation of a GenBank genome assembly